AUGCUAAGGUUGGCUGCGACAACAAAGAUAGAGGGGACCAUGGGACGACAUGGAGUGGGUAUGAUCACCGACAACGGGGAGAGAGUAGUCAACUUCUGCCAACAGAAUGACUUGGUCAUAGAAGGGACCCUGUUUGCGCACAAGGAGAUCUACAAACUAACAUGGACUUCACUAGACGGCAGGAUCCAAAAGCAGAUCGAUCGCAUCAUCACCAAUGGUCGGUGGAGGCACUCUCUGCAGGACGUGCGUGUGAUGCGACAUGCAGACAUCGGCAGCGACCAUAGUCUUCUGGUGGCCAAGGUGACUUUGAAGCUCAGAAAAGCCAAGACAAGAGACAUCAAGAACCAACGCUACGAUGUGGUCAAGUUGAAAGACCCAAAAGUAAAAGAAGAGUUCAGGCUAACCCUCAGGAAUAGUUUUAAUAUUUUGGAAGAUGAGGCAGCACUGACCAUCGAGGGCUUCAACAGAGUAAUGAAAAAGACAGGAGAAGGAGAGGAAGUUCUAGGCUUCAGAAAGAGCAAGAAGACAGAAUGGAUCUCAGAAGAAACACUUAAGGAAAGAAUUUCAAAGGAAUAUAGUGAGAAAGACAAGGUGACAAGACAAGAAAUCAACAGAAGAGACAAGAGGAGGUAUAUAGAGAGGCUGGCAGAGGAGGCGGAGACAGCAGCCGAGCACAAUGACAUGAAGACAGUGUACCAGAACACAAAGAAGCUGAAGGGCGACUACGGCCAGCACCAUGACCAUCCCGUGAGAGCUGUAGACGGAACUCAUGUCACUUUGGAAGAGGAGAAGCUUAAGAGAUGGAAGCAACGCUUUGAGUCCAUCCUAAACAGCCCAGAUCCACCAACCCUAGCCAACAUUCCUGAAGCUGAAGAGGACCUUGACAUCAACCUCAACAACAUCACUGCAACGGAUGUCAAUGAGGCCAUCCAUAAGCUGAAGAAUGGGAAGGAGCCUGGCGACGAAGGAGUGUGCCCUGAGAUGCUAAAAGCAGAAGACACAGUGACGCCGCAGCUUCUUUGCCAGAUUCUUCAAAAGAUUUGGGAAAGUAAAGAAGCGCCAAGCGACUGGAAGACCGGCACCAUCGUCAAACUGCCCAAAAAGGAGACACGGGGAACUAUCCUUGAACAGUCCCAUGAAUGGAAUGGAUCCCUCUACGUGGUUUUUGUGGACUUCGAGAAGGCCCUCGAGAGCCUACACCGAGACUCUCUCUGGAAGAUUCUGCGACAUUAUGGCAUCCCUCAGAAACUUGUCAACGUCAUCAGGUCCCUGUACGAAAACUUUGAGUGCAGAGUCAUCCACAACAACCUGCUCACUGAACCAUUUCAGGUGGAAACUGGAGUGAAGCAAGGAUGUAUCCUCUCGCCGCUCCUCUUUUCAAUGGCAAUUGACUGGAUCAUGCGCCGCAACACAGAAGGACGGAGGCAAGGAAUACAGUGA
This is a messenger RNA of Dreissena polymorpha, 1440 nucleotides long. RefSeq lists its product as uncharacterized. Lineage: Eukaryota; Metazoa; Mollusca; Bivalvia; Myida; Dreissenidae. The transcript is spliced from 3 exons. The record is from RefSeq and is a predicted model, not a curated record. The coding region runs from base 1 to 1440 and encodes 479 amino acids.